Molecule: messenger RNA, 2654 nt
Organism: Chenopodium quinoa (quinoa)
Lineage: Eukaryota; Viridiplantae; Streptophyta; Magnoliopsida; Caryophyllales; Amaranthaceae
Product: zinc finger CCCH domain-containing protein 15-like
Exons: 3
Coding region: 951-1991 (346 amino acids)
Molecular function (GO): metal ion binding; mRNA binding
Source: RefSeq, a predicted model, not a curated record
GGGGUAGGGUUUUGGAAUAGAUAGAGUUUAAGUUAUUUUAGCUAAUUCGAGGUGAAGAGUUAAUUGGAUCAACAGAUUAUAUAGGACAUCGAUCUUUAAUAUAUAAGUAAGUUUUUUAUGUCAACGUGAUGAGUUAAGUCCUUGAAUUAUACUGUGAAGGUUUAAGGAAUAAAGGAAAUAAGAGAUUCAAUAAGAAAAAUAGCCAAAAAAAAAAAUGUCUUACAUAGGAAAUGUUUUUAUAUAUAUUGGUAAACCAACAACAUUUACAAUAUUAUACUCAAUUAUAGGUUUACCAAAUAAUGAUUAACAUUAUUGUAUAAUUGUAUUGAUUCAAUAUUUACCAAGUCUAAUCCAAAUUAUCAUUUAAACAAUAGAGAAAACGAAGAGGAUCAAAGGUAGGGAAGUUAUCCUUGUUAGAAACUUGGGUACAAAUAAGCGUUUGGAAUGGAGGAUACAUUGUAAUUAAUUAUUAGAGAGACCUAUCUUUGCAAAACACAUCGAAGCACCGAGUAACCAUAUAAUUAUCAUCUAACUUAUUCGGUUACAUAAUUUACAAUCAUCACUCUUUACCGCUCGGAAAAAAAAAAAAAGUUAUAAUACCUCCUUAAGUUGACUUCCAAAGAAAGACAAGGACAAUGCGGUAAAAUUAAAUCAAGAAAAUUACAGUCUCGCUCAUUAAUUCACCAUUGGCGGUAAUUCUCAUUCCGGCGUUGACAAAUUGACUGAGGUCAUAACAACCGACAAAAUUCGGAUUUUUCCCUUCUUUAUAUUUAUAUUCUUCCCGCCCAUUUCCUUCUCUCUCAUUCACCGCCACUCUCUUUCUCUCUCUUCCCUCGCCUCUUUCUCUCUCUAAAAAUUUUCCUUCAUUUUCUGAGAAGAAACUCUUCUCGCUACUCUUCAUCUUAAUUUCGAAGUAGAUUAUCAAGAAUUUCAUCCUCAAAUAUCGGAAAAUGCAGCAAGACACUUCCUCCUCUGCAAAUAUGAUGUCAUCGGCCGGAGAUAUCUUCACUCCACCGCCGUACUCCAUUUUCUUCCACUCCGCUACUUCUCCGACAAGCUUCAACUCAUCUCCAGUCAAUUCCGACGGAAACUCCGGCAGAAACACAGACAACAUCAGCGCUAUGGCUUUGAGAAGCUUCCCUCGGAUAGUGGCGGACCACAAGGAGCUGCUCAGUCGCCACUCUCUCUGCCUCGCUCAGCUUUGUAAGACGUUCAAUGAAGCAGAGACUCUCCGGCAAGAGAACACUAACCUCCGACUCGAAAAUCUUGACCUUAGCAACCAACUUAAUCUCCUCAUCCAGGAUAAUCUCCAGAGCCGAUACCUAGCUAUGUCGUUUUCUGAUUAUCCGGAGCAGCUCGGCUCUUCGUCUCUCUCCGCGGCUGCUGAGAAGUUAGGCGGCGGCAGUGGCAGCAGCGGCGGAAGCUUCCAGAAGGAGAGAGUAAGUGGAGAUUGGGAUGAAGGAUUCUGCAGUAAUAAUCAGAAUCGAUCAACCGUGAAUGAGAAGAGUCAAGAGGAGGAUCACAAGGAGGAGAAUGCUCGUGUUGCUCUGCCUAAGAGUAUCUCAGUCAGGUCUAAUGGAUUCGUUAAGAUGAAUCAGAUUGCUGCUGCUUCAGCUCAGAACAAUUCGACUCCAACUCGGUCUGUGACUCCGCUUCAAUCUUCAGGCAAUGUGUCUGGACCGCAAAAGGUAUAUGUGCGAGGAGGGAGCAACAAAAACGGACCAAUUGAGCUGGAAGUUUACAAUCAAGGCAUGUUCAAGACUGAGCUAUGCAACAAAUGGCAAGAGACUAAGACCUGCCCUUAUGGUGAUCAUUGCCAAUUUGCUCAUGGCAUUGAGGAGCUUCGUCCUGUCAUCCGUCACCCUCGCUACAAGACUGAGGUCUGUCGCAUGGUCCUUGCUGGUGAUCCCUGCCCUUAUGGUCAUCGCUGCCACUUCCGCCAUGCCCUCACUGAUGAGGAGAAGCUCAUGCAUUCACCCAGGCUUAACUAGCCAACUCUUUCCAUGGUUGUCUAAUUCCUCAUUUGCUGGAAUCUAGUUGAGGUAUGAUGACUUACAAUAUACCAUAAUGGGAGACUGAAUGUUUAUAGUUCCGUAUGAUAAUACCUAUGAGUGAAAUAUACUAUAUAGCAUAAAAUACAUAAAAAGAUAUAAAAAUUACAUAAUCAGGAUUCAAUUAGUAAGUAUAGUGUCUGUAAUUACCAAAAAUUUAAGAAACAGGAAAGUAGAUAUCAUUGUGGCUGAGAGAAGAUGCUGAUGGUUUGCUAGCUUUUUCUGAUGCUGAAAGCGUCAGUCAAGACUCAAAGGAAAACUGAACUAGAUUUUGUAAUAAGUUCUAUUAGUUCAUGCUUCGUUCCACUAGCAACGUUUUGCCAGAGCUUGUUUGUAAAUAAGUCAUUGAGAAUCUGAAACUGCAGAGGUUUUUGAUUCAUAGUAUUGAAUCUAUUACUUUGUAUAUUGUGCAUGGUUUAAUUGCAUAAUAUUCUAAGGAUAAUUGUAUAUAAGAGUACUUUUCAGUAGUGGUAUCAAACAAGCCCUGUAACGGUUUGAUUGCUUCCAAACAUUCAUCAUUCAUGUUUGAAUUCUGAAGAGUCCUCACAUUUUAAGUGGGGGGAAGAGGAGGGAAACGGGAGUAAUCUAAUGCCGUAUAAGUAA